UAUCUUGUCAUUUUUCAAAUCAGUUGUUAAAAAUAAAAAUGGCAGCGGAAAUUAAACCAGCAACACAAUCAAACGAUAGAUUCUGUACGACAAAAAAGCCGGCACUGCUCGCAAAACUCGAAGGCUGUAACGAUGAAGUAAACGCCGCCGUUUUAAUUCCAGGAGAAGACGGCAUUAUUAGCGUAUCCGACGACAAGACCGUUCGAGUAUGGUUGAAACGCGACUCCGGCCAAUACUGGCCCAGUAUAUGUCAAUAUAUGCCCAGCGGGGCGACGUCGAUGUUUUACCAAGUCGAGACCAGGGAAUUAUUUGUGGGGCAAGAAAACGGGACGGUUUCCGAAUUUUCGUUGGCCUCGGACUUUAAUCGUAUGAUGCCCGUUCGAGAGUACUUAGCGCAUCAGGCUCGGGUUACCGAUGUAUUGUACGCACUCAAUUGCGAAUGGGUUUUGAGUGUUAGUCGAGAUAAGGUAUUUUCGUAUAAUUGUACACAGACUGGUAGGACGAUUGGAAUUUUUACUGCUGAAGCUUGGUGCACCUCUUUACAAUUCGAUUCUCAGACGAAACACGCCUUCGUCGGUGAUUACUCAGGUCAAAUAACUAUGUUGAAGCUAACUAACUCGGGAGCUACAUUUGUAACCACACUUAAAGGGCACUCAGGAUCUGUACGUACGUUAGCUUGGGACCCAGAUAGGCAAAUGUUAUUCAGCGGCUCAUUCGAUCAGACUGUUAUUGUGUGGGAUAUAGGAGGCCAACAGGGUAACGCCUAUGAACUUCAGGGGCAUCACAAUAAGGUUUCCGCCCUAUGUUACUUAAGUGGAAGCAAGCAGUUAGUCAGUGCCGGCGAAGAUAGCGUUUUAGUAUUUUGGGAUAUGAGUCAACAUCGGCAGGAGACCCCCGAAUGGGUUCAAUCAAAUUCGUGUCAAUUAUGUAAUCGACCAUUCUUUUGGAAUUUGCGUGCCAUGAUGGAUCAGAGGCAGUUGGGGCUGCGACAACACCAUUGCCGUCACUGUGGGAAAGCUGUGUGUGAUCGAUGCUCGUUAGGAAGACUAACAAUUCCAAUUAUGGGCUUUGAAUUUGCGGUUCGAGUUUGCGAGCCGUGUCAUAUAGCGCUGAAAGACAACGAACGUCCAUCAAUGGCGACCUUUCAUGAUGCGAAACAUAGUGUUGUAGCAAUGGAAAUUGAUGAAACUAGGAAGAGAUUAAUUACAGUUGGGCAGGAUCGUCUCAUUAAAGUGUGGGACAUUUCCGCAUUAUGUUAGGUUUAUAUAUUGAUAUAAAGUGAUGUGAUUAAACAAUUCUGAUUUGUAUAGAUUAUGUUACAUUUUAGGAUACAUUUUAUUAUUUAAACUUCUAUUCCAUACAAGUAGUUAAUUUAAUAUUAAUAUUGUGAAUACUUAAUUUCCAGCAUUUUUCAGAAUUUUAUCUAACACAAUGCAUACAUAUUGUUAUUGCCUUUUUAAUCGAACAAAAGGUUGUGUAAGCUACAUGCUUCUAUGUACAUUAUACCUACAGUUAUUUUUGUUUUUUAUGUAAUUAUGUAAUAUAUUCAAUGUAGCAUUUGUUUAGAAUUUGAAGUGUUUCCAAAGAUUUAUUUUAAGCUUCAUUUCUUUUCUUCAUUUUAAUGCAAAAAGACUUUUGCACAAUUUAUAUUUUUAUCGUUUGUAAACCAAGUGCAACUAUUAAUUAGUUUGUU
Molecule: messenger RNA, 1693 nt
Organism: Photinus pyralis (common eastern firefly)
Lineage: Eukaryota; Metazoa; Arthropoda; Insecta; Coleoptera; Lampyridae
Gene: Wdfy2
Product: WD repeat and FYVE domain-containing protein 2
Exons: 5
Coding region: 39-1259 (406 amino acids)
Molecular function (GO): metal ion binding; protein binding
Source: RefSeq, a predicted model, not a curated record